Messenger RNA from Phycodurus eques (leafy seadragon), 3324 nucleotides. RefSeq names its product leucine rich repeat and Ig domain containing 1a (gene lingo1a). The transcript is spliced from 3 exons. Bases 325 to 2172 code for a protein of 615 amino acids. Lineage: Eukaryota; Metazoa; Chordata; Actinopteri; Syngnathiformes; Syngnathidae. Gene Ontology annotation, cellular component: extracellular matrix. The record is from RefSeq and is a predicted model, not a curated record. Gene Ontology annotation, molecular function: protein binding.
CCGACGGGACGCACUCCCGACUCGGAUAAACCCAUAAAUAACCCCUCCUUGCCCCCCCUACAAACGGAGUCUCCUCUUGAGCACCUUGGAAUUUAACGAGCAACCCCGGCAUGGAAUGAAGCGAGGCGAUUCGUGGCUCUUCUUCGCUGACGUUCCGGUAGCUGAUCGAUAGGAGAGGUUAUGAGACCACGGGGAGGGAAUGCGGAUUAAGGAGAGCCCUCCACACAACAUUGCCUGCCUCUCUUCCUCUUGCUCUGCACAGCAAGCAGCUGCAGCGGCAUAUUCGAACCAGCACGCCAACACUUACUUCCUGUAACCGAUAAGAUGGCGGCUCGGGAAGCGACUGGGCACAGCUUCCUGGUGACGUGCUGGCAGCCCGUUCUGAUCCUGAUGCUGGGCGCAGUGCUGUCUGCCUCUACCACUGGCUGCCCGUCCCGCUGUGAGUGCAACAUCCCAGAGCGCACCGUGAUGUGCCACCGCAAGAAGCUCAUGACAGUCCCCGAGGGAAUCCCCGCAGAAACCCGGCUGCUGGAUCUCAGCAAGAACCGCAUAAGAAGCAUCAACCCUGACGAGUUCGCCAUCUUUGCCAACCUGGAGCACUUGGAGCUCAGCGAGAACACGAUCUCCACGAUUGAACCCGGCGCAUUCAACAACCUUUUCGGUUUACGGACAUUGGGGCUCCGUAGCAACAAGCUUAAGCUGAUCCAGCUCGGGGUCUUCACGGGCCUGAGCAAUCUCACUGAGCUGGACAUAAGCGAGAACAAGAUCGUCAUCCUGCUGGACUAUAUGUUCCAGGAUUUGUACAACCUGCGUUCUUUGGAGGUGGGCGAUAACGACCUGGUUUUUAUCUCCCACCGCGCUUUUCAUGGCCUGAGUAGCCUUGAGCAUCUGAGUCUUGAGAAGUGCAACCUGUCCUCUGUGCCAACAGAGGCCUUUACCCACCUGCACAGUCUGAUCACACUUAGGCUGCACCACCUCAACAUCAAUAUCAUACGGGAUUACUCAUUUAAACGUCUCUUUAGGCUCAAAGUGUUGGAGAUUGCCAAUUGGCCAUAUUUGGAUACAAUGACCCCAAAUUGCUUGUAUGGAUUAAACCUGACCUCCCUGACCAUAGCAAAUGCUAACCUGACCACCAUUCCUUACAUCGCCCUAAGGCACUUGGUAUACUUGCGUUUUCUUAAUCUUUCCUAUAACCCGAUCCAUACCAUUGAUGGAAAUAAGCUCCACGAUCUUCUGCGUCUUCAGGAGUUUCACCUGGUUGGAGGGCGACUGGCCAUGAUUGAGCCCUACUCAUUCCGGGGUCUCAAUUACCUGAAGAUUCUCAAUGUGUCUGGGAACUCCCUGACUACUUUAGAGGAGUCCGCAUUCCAUUCAGUAGGCAAUCUGGAGACUCUGGCCUUGUAUGACAAUCCCCUGGCCUGCGACUGUCGCUUGUUGUGGGUUUUCCGGCGACGCUGGAGACUCAACUUCAACCGGCAGCAGCCCACCUGCGCCUCCCCUGAAUUUGUCCAAGGCAAAGAGUUUAAGGACUUCCCGGAUGUCCUGCAACCCAACUACUUCAUCUGUCGCAAGUCCAGGAUUAGGGAUCGCAAACCGCAGCAGCAGUUUGUCGACGAGGGAGCCAUCGUUCACUUCGCUUGCGAGGCGGACGGCGAUCCGGCUCCGGUGAUCAUGUGGCUCUCCCCGCAGAAGAAGUUAAUCACCACCAAAACAAUCGGAAGGAUCUCUGUGUUGCCAGAUGGUACCCUUGAGGUCCGCUACGCUCAGAUUCAGGACAAUGGAACUUACAUGUGUAUAGCAAGCAACGCGGGGGGAAAUGACACCACUGUGGCUCACUUGCACAUUCACAGCUACUCGCCUGAUUGGCCAUACCAGCCCAACAAGACUUUUGCUUUCAUCUCGAACCAGCCUGCAGAAACUGGUGCUAACGACACGCGAGCCAAUGUCCCUUUCCCCUUCGAUAUAAAGACGUUGAUCAUUGCGACCACAAUGGGCUUCAUUUCCUUUCUGGGCGUCGUCUUGUUUUGCCUGGUGCUGCUCUUCCUUUGGAGCAGAGGCAAAGGCAACACAAAGCACAACAUCGAGAUCGAGUAUGUGCCGCGCAAAUCGGACGCUGGCAUGAGCAGCAGCACGGUGGACGCUCCCCGCAAGUUUAACAUGAAAAUGAUUUAAAGAAGCGGCCCUUGAAAGGAAUUUUAAAAAAAAAUGGUCAAGUAGACAUUGUUGAGUACUAAGUACUGGAUCCUGGUGUGUUCACAUGGAGAAUGACUUAAGAACUUUAGAAGGGCAGUCGCUGACUUUCAAAUGAGAGGCAAUGAAAGCAUGCCCACCGCAGAAAGGCAUUAGUGAGGUCUAUAUGGCUCCUGGGCUGAUUUUAUUGAAAGUCAUGUUAGUCAUAAAACGUUCAUGUUCCUGUGGAUCUAUACCCGUCCAAGCUGCCAGAAUGCAAGAGGUAGAUUGUGUGGCCACUGCUGUUUUGUGUCUGUGUUUCUUUUAUUUUAAUUUGCACCUCCCACCCCCACACCCUGAGGCAACAUGCCAAGUUAUGAAUGAUGUCAGUAUGGGAUGAAACACAGAUGACGCAUUUGAAGUUCAAAAUCAAUACAUUUAAUCUGAUCAGUGUUUGAACUGUGAUUCUUUUGUCCUACUUUAUGAUUUUGACCGUUAAUAGUCUGAUUCAUCAGUGUCACACCCAUUGAUCAGAAAUUCCCUCAUGAGUAAAGUACAUGUCAGAAGAAGAGGACACAUUGUUUGGAUAUUAGUAUGAAAAGAAAUUGGAAUUGAUGCACAAAGGGAAUUUGGAAAAAAAAAAAAUUUCAUUUGGAAAUAGCAAGAUGGAUCUUUAUGGGAAAGCAACAUUUUGGCAAAUUUUUACAAACAAGUACACAUGCAAAAAAAAAAAAAAACUAAAAUUUGAAUAAAUAUUGAUUAUAUUUUUGUCUUUGAACAUGAAAAUGUAUUGGUCUUUUUUAAUUAACAUGUUUUAAUUACUUAAUUACAAUUCAUCACCAUAGAAAAAUUCCAGCUACCGAAAGUUUUAGAAUGUUACAACUCUUAAGGUACAAUACCAAAAUUCCCCCCCACCCCCAAAAAGCACAAAACAUUCUGGACAUAUUGAGAGAUUUGAGAUUCAGUACAGGAAUAACAAAUUUUAUUGUACUUAUCGUCCUACUCAUAACAUUCUUUUUUAGGAAAGGCCAAAAAAAAGCAAUUUUUAAAAUCUGUUUAAUGGGAAUAAAUAAAAAAAAAAUAAAGCUGCUAUAAGAACAACUGUUAUUUUGAUUACACACCACUGAUGAUCAAAUUUAUGUUACAAUGUAACAG